GGACGGCCGCGACCACCCGCCCCCCUCCUCGCGACCAAAUCUGCCGUCUCCGCCCGCCGCCGCCGCGAGCGCGAUGAACACGGACAUCACCGCGUCGGUGAAGCCGGAGUACCCGGUGGUGGACCGCAACCCGGCCUUCACCAAGGUGGUCGGCAACUUCUCCGCGCUCGACUACCUCCGCCUCUCCACCAUCUCCGCCGUCUCCGUCACCGUCGGCUACCUCUCCGGGAUCAAGCCCGGGAUCCGCGGGCCGUCGAUGGUGACGGGCGGGCUUAUCGGGGUCAUGGGAGGGUUCAUGUACGCCUACCAGAACUCCGCCGGACGUCUCAUGGGGUUCUUCCCUAACGACGCUGAGGUCGCGCGCUACAAGUACAAGCUGUAGUGGCCUCACUGUCUCCGUCUAUGUUGUGGCAAGUGCUACACCUUUAUCUUCCCUAACCUCCUGUUAGCUUCAGUUCUUGAUCUGGCACUGUAUUGCCUUGAGUGAAUAAAUGUGGUAUCUCGAUGAUACAAUUUAGCUCCUCUUGUUAUGCCGUUUUGGUGAACUUGUGGAUUUGAAAUUGAUUUAUACUUUGGAA
Phragmites australis (common reed) is the source of this 578-nucleotide messenger RNA. Its product is annotated as NADH-ubiquinone oxidoreductase 20.9 kDa subunit-like. Lineage: Eukaryota; Viridiplantae; Streptophyta; Magnoliopsida; Poales; Poaceae. The transcript is spliced from 2 exons. The coding region runs from base 74 to 382 and encodes 102 amino acids. The record is from RefSeq and is a predicted model, not a curated record.